AUGGACAAUUACCCUCAGACGUGGACCGGCGGCGUGUUUACGUGCGUCGCGCACGCGUGCGUUCGAAACCCGGAGCCGCGCGCGAUGAACGACGUCGGAGGAGACGGCGGGGAGGGCGGCGGAGGCGGCGGCGUCGUCGGCGGGUUCACGGAUUUCGUCGCCGAGAGCGGGCGGAGCCUCGGCGGCGCGUUCGGGAAGAUCGGGGAGCUGAUGCCGACGCGGUGGUCGCGGGAGAUGGACAAGAUGGGUAUAAACCUGUGA
This is a messenger RNA of Micromonas pusilla CCMP1545, 261 nucleotides long. RefSeq lists its product as uncharacterized. The transcript has a single exon. Bases 1 to 261 code for a protein of 86 amino acids. The record is from RefSeq and is a predicted model, not a curated record. Lineage: Eukaryota; Viridiplantae; Chlorophyta; Mamiellophyceae; Mamiellales; Mamiellaceae.